UUCAAAAUGGCGGAGGAGGCGUGACGAAUUUUGUUGUUUUGUCUUGUCUGGCCACGUAAACACUUUUAAGAAGUUAUUAAACGUCACUGGGAUAUUUUGAAAGUUGUACAGGAGUUUGGCGAAGGUCCUAGCUAAUCGAGAAUGAUAUGAGCUCGCCACGAACUCGGUACACGCACAGUACUCCGACCCCGGACGAGAUCAGAGACGCGCUCGGGACGAUGGUGACCGAGGCCCCGCCCGCUGUCCGGCCAGCCAACGGUGCGACCUGGAGGCGGUUCCUGGUGCAGUUCCGCUAUGACCUGCGCUACAAACUGGUGUUUCUAGUGACAGCGAUAUUCCUGGUGUGGGCAGCCUUACAACAUGGGCCAAGACCCAGGGUCCUACAUUAUGUGUGGAGUUAUGGAGAUCUGGUGGUUCUACCAGAGGAAGAUGUGAUGUCUCAAGGUGCCGUGUGUCUGGACGGGACACCUCCUGGAUACUACUUAAGGAGAGGAACAGACAAAGGCAGUAAGAACUGGAUUAUCUAUCUGGAAGGCGGAGGUUGGUGUUGGGACGUGGCAGACUGCUCCAGACGAAGCCUGACGGACUACGGUUCAUCCAAGUACUUCAGAUGGAACUUCCCCUUCGAUGGAAUCCUGUCCAACUCCCCUGCAGUCAACCCUAACUUCUACAACUGGAACGUGGCUAUGCUUAAGUACUGUGACGGGGCUUCUUUCGCAGGUAACAGAACAGAUGUAGCGGUACACGAGGGUAAACCCCUGUACUUCCGGGGCAGACGGAUUCUACAGGCACUGCUGGACCAUCUCAUGUCACAUGGACUGGACAAGGCACAGAGGGUCAUCCUUAGUGGGGUCUCAGCUGGAGGGUUAGCUGUGAUGCUGCAUGCAGACUAUGUCAAAACCAGACUGCCGGCGGGGGUGAAGUACCACGCACUACCAGACGCCGGCUUCUUCCCCGACAUUAAAAACAUCACGGGCCACGAUCACAUCCGUAUCCUGUACCAACGCUCCUUCAACAUGCAGAACUGUGCAGGUGGAGUAGACGCAGACUGUAUAAAAGACAAGACGGAGGAGACCCAGUGGCAGUGCUACAUGGCGCAGUACGCGUACAAGUACGUGCAGACACCCAUGUUCAUCACCAACUCAGGCUACGACUACUGGUCGCUGUGGUUCAUCUACAACCUCCGCUGCUAUCCAGAACAGUGUCCGGAAAAACGCGAAAAACUUCAGGCGUGGCACGAGAGAAUUCUCUCCAUCACGUACCAGAUCAGGAAGUCGCAAAAAGACGGGAUCUUCCUGCCGUCAUGCUACAUCCACUCGCUGACGUCGUUCGCGUACACGUGGACGGACUAUCUCGUGUCCGGGACAAGUCUCCGUGACGCUUUCUACAAGUGGUACACGGGAAAAACCCCGUCGGUCGUGGCCAAUUACUUUGAUGAGCCUUAUCCGAAAAAUCCCACUUGUCCCUGGACAAUGGACUUUUACAACAGGGUGACUCAGAGGCUGAAGGCAUACGACUUUUAUGUGGAAUAGAUGCAGAUUUUUUUUCUAACACAAUACUGUAUGUAGCAAAGUUCGUUCAUGUGGCUGACAUGCAUAAUUGUGAUACCUUCAGUGCCGGCUGCCAUGCCAUGAUCGUGAAAGUAGUGUCUUCAUCGAUGCCAACAUGUUGUUCAAGGGAAAAAAAUACAAUGUUGGUGAAUGUGGUUCAACUAUGGAAAUUAACUUGAAAACGAUAUUUUACUAUUCCAAGUCCAAGAUGUGGUGUAUAUUUUUCAUUGCUGACAGCAGUGACAGCUGUAAGAAACCUAUGCAAUAUGGUGGGAGCAAAUUUUUAUGUUAUAAUUUGUGUGGUAUGCAUUUGUUUUGACUAGAGAUGAGGAGUAAGAAUGUAUAAUGGUGUGUAUGGGAUAUGGACCAAAAUAGACAUAUAUUAUUUUGUACUUUGGUGGUUUAAUUAUUGUCUUCAAUAGAACUGUAAAGAGUUUAUUAAGGUGCAAUAUUAUAUUUUAAAUUCCUACAGAGUACUUCAAAAGUAAAAUGUAAGGUUGUGUCCUGAAUAUAAGAAACAAGUUUGGGUGCAAAAUGAGUAAUCAUUUGGUAUAUCUUCAGUUGCUUUUCAUUUUGUCGGUGGUUCAACUAUAAUGCGUUUGUGAGUGAGUAUAACGUAUAAAUUAAUUAAGAUUUGCAGAUAUCAUUUUUUUGUAUUCAGCGAGAACUUAAGUUUUGAAGCUUUGACAUAAUGUGCUUAUGGUAUUAACUGGUUUGUUCCAUGAACAAAAAGGUCUGUACAAAAUGUUCACCAUACAUGUGUAUUCAAAUAGUACCCAGGGAAAGUUAAGGUGGGAAAAUAUUACAAACAGUGUAACUUAGGGUUAAAUAUAGGGAAUUUUUGUCAUUAUUGAUAAUAUACAAGGUACAGAAUUCUGAUAGUUCAUACUGUUUCAAAAAUGUCACAUUCUUUCUCAAGAUUGGCAUCUUUCUUUCGUAGCAAAAUAAAGCACAUCUUUCU
This is a messenger RNA of Branchiostoma belcheri (Belcher's lancelet), 2511 nucleotides long. Its product is annotated as pectin acetylesterase 11-like. Lineage: Eukaryota; Metazoa; Chordata; Leptocardii; Amphioxiformes; Branchiostomatidae. The coding region runs from base 147 to 1532 and encodes 461 amino acids. Gene Ontology annotation, molecular function: hydrolase activity. The record is from RefSeq and is a predicted model, not a curated record. The transcript is spliced from 6 exons.